Oryzias latipes (Japanese medaka) is the source of this 3963-nucleotide messenger RNA. Lineage: Eukaryota; Metazoa; Chordata; Actinopteri; Beloniformes; Adrianichthyidae. The record is from RefSeq and is a predicted model, not a curated record.
GAACUUUUCAAAGACAAAAAUACAAACUCCAGCAGAGGAUGAACACACCACAAAAUAUAUACUCACUAGGCUACGGGGGACUUAAAACUAUUUUCUGUCCGUGAAACAAGUAAACAGCAUGAGACUGGUCAGUGGAUGGGUAGCUAGGAGGGCCAAAAAGGGUGAAGAGCCGAAAUCUUUUACCCCGGAGAAGUUGAAAUCCUUCCCUCUUUUUUACUUUCGCUUUCCAAACAUCAGAGGAAGGAGGGCCGUGGUUUAUCCAGGCAAGGGGCUCCGCCUGGAAGACGCUUUCUUUCGUGCAUCUUCGCCUUUUCUUCACGGUAGAAAAACUGCUGGAACGUUCUCGUAAUCUUUCACGGGGUGGUCUUCAGGUUGCAUUUAGUGCGUUUGCGACAUUAUUUUUUUCCAAACGUGAUUCCAGGAAAAAUGGACCCGCUGGACUUUCUGGAAUCUGCGCAACUCCAACAGUUUUUCCACUCUCGUAAAACUGAACUGUCCUGCCUGGAAAACCCGCAGACUUUCCUCAGCCAGCUCAGGGAUUACAACCUCAUCCCGGAAGACAGGUACAAGAAAGUGAUCAAAAUGAAAAGCAAAGAUAGGAGGCGAAUGGCCAUCUAUGAAUUCUUAGACUGGAUGGAGAGGGAGAGGUCAGAGCACAUCCCUUUGUUCUGGAGGUGUGUCUUCAAGGAGAUCAUCUUAAGCCAGUACCCCAUCUUUCGACUGAUGCGCAACAGCCUCAUGGAUGGAUCUUUUCAAUUCGACGAACGAUUGCCUCCAACUGUGGAAAAAGAGGAAAAAGGGAUAAAGGAAGAUAAGGAGGCCAGAUCAGCCAACAUCAAAAGGAGAAGAAGCAAGAGCACACGUGAUGAUGAAGAGCAGCUUGCUACAUCAUCCCAGAUGACUCCACAUCAGAAGAAAUCCAAGAAAAUAGCUUUCGCUUCCCCAAAGAAAGGAGAGGAGAUCUGGACCUGGCCUUUCUUUAAGAACCAACUGCCUGUGACCUGCGGAAGCAUAAAGGGAAUACUCAACCAUGACAAACUAGCUAAAGGCGAAAAAUGCAUCAAAGUAAAGGAUCAAUGGUUUACUCCUGCUGAGUUUGAAAAGUUUGCAGGAAAAGAGAAGUCCAGGAACUGGAAAUCGAGCAUUAGGUGUGAGAACAUCACCCUUGGAAAGCUGAUUCAGGAGGGUCACUUGAAAUGUGGCACAUUCAAGAGAAGUAAAAUGGUCAGGAAGUCGCUGUUUUCAAAAAGGAAUACCACCCAAGAGUCUGAUGAAGAUGAAGAUGAAGACGAUGACCCGGAGUUGCAGGUUUUAUCCAGUAAUGAAGAAAAUUCCACUACUGACUCAGAAACAGAGGAAUCAAACAAGCAACCAGAGAUUCAAUCUGACAAAGAAAAUGCUACGUUUGAGGUCUCAUGUGGACAGUUUUUGGGUAUUUUACACAGCUACAGAUUUUUAUCAGGGACACGUGGGUUGAGUAUUCGCACCGAGGAUAAAUGGAUGAGUCCUGUGGAGUUUGUCAUGGAGGCAACAUCUCAGACCGACGCCACCUGGAGGAAAGACAUUAUUUACAACGAAGAACCCCUCAACGCUCUCAUUGAGGCAAAAGUUUUGUCUCUCCACUCACUGCUAUGCAAAUGCCGCAAAUGCAAGGCGGAGCUUAAAGACAAGGAUAAUCAGAAAAAUGAUGACGAGUGUUACAUCUGUGAAGAUGUGGGAGAUCUGGUCGUGUGUGAUCACUGUCCAAAAUCUUUUCACCCGAAUUGUCACCUUCCCCAUAUAGAAGAAGCAAUGAUGAGUGACAACAACCCGUGGAUGUGCACCUUCUGCAUUUUCAAAACCGUACAAAACAGCCGCUACAAUGACAAGCAGAAGAGAGAAGUUGUCUUGUCCCGUCAGGAAUGCCAGUAUCUGCUCCUGUUCCUCAGAAACACAGACAAGGAGCAAAUAUUCAACACAAACCCAGAGCUUAACUUGGAAAACUACAGAUGUUUUGUUGAGACUCCAAUGUGGCUCGGCAAAAUUACUGACAAACUUCAGGAGAAUCAAUACAAGACUGUCGGCCAGUUUGAAUCAGACAUCCAGCUCAUCUUUUCCAACUGUGGUUGUUACAACCGGGAUAAUGCAGAAUUCCUGGAAAUUGGCAAGAGAUUGAAAGAGACAUUUGACAAAGAAUUCAAGAAGGCCUUCAACAUCCAUGACUAAACCGUUGUGUACUCUGCAUGUUUAAGAUUGCCACUACAUUUGCACAAAUUCUCGAUCGUCAGCAGAUUUUUGUUUUCAUUCUAUAAUAUUGGACUUAGUUUUCUAUGAAGAUUUGCACUUUGAGGGUUUAAACAAGAGAGAAAAGUGUGAAAAAAGUAAUGUUUGUCUGAGAAAGGAGUAUAAAGUGUGUGAUUUUACUGCCUUAAAACAUCUGUAAUCCUACUUGUUGGAUUUCCCCUAUGGUGGGUUUUUAAUGGAACGUAAACCUUGUUAUAAAUGAGGGAACUCUGUAGUCGAUGCUCAAAAUUCUGUCAAAAUAUUUAGUGCAACUUUGGUUACCUACAAAGCUGCAACGCUUGAAGGCUAGUCUGAGCAUUAUGGGUAUCGUAGUCAGUAGACUAGACAGUUUUGUUUUACUUAAUGUGCCUUCAAAGUGUGGUCUGCUUUAUAAUCCAAAAUAUGGUGUGCUGUAAAAUACUUUUUUAAUUUUUUAUUUGACGCUUACGUUUUAUUCAUUUUUAAUUCUUUUAUUUUGGCUUUUUAGUCAUCAAGACUUAAUUUUUAUGCGAACUGAUCUGUAACUUCACUUCCCUUCCAACUGUCACAUGGAAGGGAAGUUCAGAUAUUUAGAUAGAUUUUUACAUCUGCCAAAAGAAGUUGACUAUUUAGGGAACCAAACUAGUGUGGAUCAGGCAUCCCAAAGUAAAAGCACUCAAACUUUUGUUUUUGUUUGUUUCUAGGUAAACAAAUUCUAGAAUUGACUUAAGAGUCAGAUAAAGCUAGAACAUGUACUGGUACUAGCUAUUUAGGACCCUGUAAUAUAAUUUAAAUAUAUUAGUUGUAGUAGUUUUUCAUUUUCUCCCCUAAUACUCCAUCUUUCUCCUAAAAAGUCAGUAGUGAGGAAGCAGACUCUUUUCAGACCAGUAAAGCAUGCAGGAACUUUACAAAAAAGAGAAUCACAUUUAACGCAUCUCACCUCAAUCAGAUGUUAGAGCUAAGCUUUAAGAAAUUACAUUUCUAAUAUACUUGUGCUUGGAUUCCUAAAACAAAAAACUGUUAGAAAGGCUCAAAUCCAUUCUACCAGGAUUAACUGAAAAUCCUUUAUUUUUAAGUUCUGAUAGCUGAAGCAAUAUUUACCCAGUUACUCUGAAUAAUACUUUAAGUGUCCGUUUUAAAUUCCAAAUACGCUAAAAAUAACGCACUUGUAAAUGCAGUAUUUGUUAUGUCAUUUAAAUAAUCUUUAAAAUGCAUGUCAGCACUUUGCUUUCAGUAUUUUUUUAGGAUGAGGAAAUGUUUUCAAUCUUUAACUUAUAUGCCUUUGAAAUUUGUGAGUAUGUUUACAUAUUUGAAGUAUAUAUUUUUUGAUAUUUCAAGUCUUUUAUUUUGAAAUCUCAUGUCUGUAUUAACCACUGUAAAGUUUAUCUGUUGCCAAAAUAGUUUUUUUUUUUGUUUUUUAAAUAUAUCUCUCCCAGAAUCAUGUCAUAGUUUUAGUUGUAUUUUUGUUUUUUUCCUGAAACACGUUUAAAAUUUGGAUUUUUUCACUAUGAAGCCAAAUCGUGUAUCCUUUUUGUCAGGUGACGUUCCUGUAAUGGUUCCCAGCAGCAAAUCUGAGCUGACUGAUGCGCAGUGCGGCUGCGCACUAAAACUGGACAACUGUGGAUAAUCAGGUGAAUCUGAACUGCCAUCUUUCUUGGUCACAACCACCACUGGUGAAGCAUAUGGACUCUUACUACGCCUGAUGACUCCUGCUGCCUCCAU